Molecule: messenger RNA, 270 nt
Organism: Jaculus jaculus (lesser Egyptian jerboa)
Lineage: Eukaryota; Metazoa; Chordata; Mammalia; Rodentia; Dipodidae
Gene: P3r3urf
Product: PIK3R3 upstream open reading frame
Exons: 2
Coding region: 1-270 (89 amino acids)
Source: RefSeq, a predicted model, not a curated record
AUGGGGCCCUCUCAGCUUGUCCGUGCCCCUCGGCCUAGGGGCAUGAGUUCUCCCUACCACAGGCCAGGUAUGGGCUUGUCCCGUCGCCGGGUUACCAGGAUGUUCAAGUGUAGCCGCAGGACAUACCGGCAGAAACCCCGAGGCCCAGCUGCCACCACCGUAGCUACAAACAACAGCAACACUCCCACUGAUACCACCACCAGUGUGUGGAUCCUCUCACCUCAAGUUCUCAGACACCUCUGUCAACCUGGGGGCUUUCUGAUCCUCUAG